Messenger RNA from Rosa rugosa (rugosa rose), 1418 nucleotides. RefSeq lists its product as uncharacterized. Gene Ontology annotation, molecular function: phosphoprotein phosphatase activity. The record is from RefSeq and is a predicted model, not a curated record. The transcript has 5 exons. NCBI's taxonomy places the organism in Eukaryota, Viridiplantae, Streptophyta, Magnoliopsida, Rosales, Rosaceae. The coding region runs from base 93 to 1007 and encodes 304 amino acids.
AAAAAAAAAUUAAAAUUAAAGCCAAACAGCCUCAUCGUCUCUCUAUAAAGCUGCAUCAAAUCCAGUGUGUGUUUCUCGAAGCUCUGGUGAUAAUGGCGUCGGUGGGCCAGGCCGCGGAGGUGUACGAGCCGAAGCCACUCCAAGUCUGGCGAGCUCUGAUGAACUGGUUGGGCUUCUUCUUCCAGAUCAUCGUUCAGAUCCUCAGAGGCGCCCCCUGCCUCGCUCAUUUGCUGUCGUACGUUCCUCUCCUCGCUUCUUCUUCUUCUUUCAGGCCCUUGCCUGUCAGUGAAAUCCCUCUCAACGACACGUCGUCCUCCGCCCACGCCAACCUCGAAAACGGCGUCGUAACCGACGAUCACCGCCUUCAAAAGCUCACGGUAGUUCUUGACUUAGAUGAGACGCUAGUGUGUGCGUACGAAACAUCUUCCUUGCCUGCUAUUGUUCGAACUCAAGCAACAGAUGCUGGGUUGAAGUGGUUUGAGAUAGAAUGUGUAUCUUCAGACAAGGAGUCUGAUGGUAAACCGAAGAUCAGUUAUGUGACAGUGUUUGAACGUCCUGGUUUGCACGAGUUCUUGAAACGGAUCUGUGAAUUUGCUGAUCUUGUCCUAUUUACUGCUGGUCUUGAAGGUUAUGCUAGGCCACUUGUUGACAGAAUUGAUUUGGAGAACAGAUUUAAGCUUCGUCUUUAUCGGCCUGCUACAGUUACCACGGAAAACCGGGAUCAUGUGAAAGAUCUGUCUUGUAUAUCAAAAGAUCUCUGUCGAGUUGUUAUUGUUGACAACAACCCAUUUAGUUUUCUGCUGCAACCGGUGAAUGGAGUUCCAUGUAUUCCGUUUUCUGCUGGACAUCCAUAUGAUGACCAGGUAACUGAUUUGCUUGCAUUUCAAGAAGUUGAAUACUAUAUGAAACUUGCUUUAAUAUCCUUUGUGUAUAUUUCAUGUGGAUUCUUCAGCUCUUGGAGGUGCUGCUUCCACUCCUCCAGCACCUCGCCCAGCAAAAGGAUGUGAGGCCUGUGCUUUAUGAGAGAUUCCACAUGCCGGAAUGGUUUCAAAUGCAUGGAAUUACUAUUUCUGGUUAGACAUUGUAAUGUUUGCUAGGUCACUAAUGGAUGACAGCUGCAAUUUUUCUCAAAGAACCUGACUAGAUACUUAUUGGUUCGAAGCAUUUCUUCAGAUCAUAUUAUUCUUGUAUCAAUGUUCUUCAUUGGUGCCGGCCGGCCAUGAAAAUGAUCAAGUUUAUUGGAUUACCUGCAAGGAUAAUGGCUUCAUAUAUAUCAGCAGUUUAAGUAUGAUGGUAGACUUAAGUCCGAUUCUUUUGUAAUUAAACAAUAUUCAAUUAGGCUGCAGACCGCAGAAGCUGUUGUAAUGAAUACCUUUUCUUAUCAUUAAGAUUUAGGCGAGUUUGCUUUCCGACCGUAA